AUGAGCUCCCCCGGCGCGGAGGGCGCGGGCAAGCCCCCGCAGUACCGCGUGGACCACCUGUUGAGCGCCGUGGAGAGCGAGCUGCAGGCGGGCAGCGAGAAGGGGGACCCCACGGAGCGGGAGCUGCGCGUCGCGCUGGAGGACAGCGACCUGUGGCUGCGCUUCAAGGAGCUCACCAACGAGAUGAUCGUCACUAAGAACGGCAGGAGGAUGUUCCCGGUGCUGAAGGUGAGCGUAUCGGGGCUGGACCCCAACGCCAUGUACUCCUUCCUGCUGGACUUCGUGGCGGCCGACGGGCACCGCUGGAAGUACGUGAACGGGGAGUGGGUGCCCGGCGGGAAGCCGGAGCCGCAGGCGCCCAGCUGCGUCUACAUCCACCCCGACUCGCCCAACUUCGGCGCCCACUGGAUGAAGGCGCCCGUCUCCUUCAGCAAAGUCAAACUCACCAACAAGCUCAACGGCGGCGGGCAGAUCAUGUUGAACUCCCUGCACAAGUACGAGCCACGGAUUCACAUCGUGCGAGUGGGUGGCCCGCAGCGGAUGAUCACCAGCCAUUCCUUCCCAGAAACCCAGUUUAUAGCUGUGACAGCCUACCAGAACGAGGAGAUCACAGCUUUAAAAAUUAAAUACAAUCCGUUUGCAAAGGCAUUUCUUGAUGCAAAAGAAAGAAGUGAUCACAAAGACAUGAUGGAAGAAGUGGGGGACAACCAGCAGUCUGGGUAUUCACAGUUAGGUAGCUGGCUCAUCCCUGGCAGCGGGGCUCUGUGUCCCCCGGGCAAUCCCCACGCGCAGUUUGGAGCCCCGCUGUCGCUGUCCCCUGCCCACAGCUGUGACAGGUACUCGUCGCUGAGGAGCCACCGGCCGGCGCCCUACGCCAGCCCCUACACGCACAGGAACAGCUCUCCAACAGCCUAUGCUGACAACUCCUCUGCCUGCCUGUCCAUGCUUCAGUCCCAUGACAACUGGUCUUCUCUGGGAGUUACUACACACACAGCCAUGCUGCCCAUGGGUCACAGCACUGGUACAGCUACCAGCUCCAGUCAAUACCCCAACCUGUGGUCUGUGAGUAACAGCACCAUCACGCCGGUGUCGCAGCCGAGCGGGAUGUCCAACGGGCUGAGCUCCCAGUUCCUGCGCGGCUCUCCAGGACACUACUCGGCCCUGCCCCACGCCGUGCCAGCAGCCUCCUCUGCCUCACCCCUGUAUGACAGCGCGGCGCCUGCUGACCUGCCCGACAGCCAGUAUGACACCUCUGCACAUGCCAGGCUGGCACCCACAUGGACACCUGUCACCUCCCCUUCCAUGUAAACACAGGCCUCUUCCUCUGAGACGCUUUUAGCUACCCAAUUACGGUAGCUGCUUAAUCCUCAAGGAGGGGAGAGAGGAGACGUGAAGGAAACUGCAACCAAAAAUCAUCUGUACUGCUCUGCACAGAGCAUCCACAUUAUACCUCUUAUAGUGAACAGUGCAUCACUGACUUCAUGUAGAGUUUACAAAUCUGGUGAGUGUGCAAUUUUGAGAGCAGAUUCACUGCUUUUAAUAUUUUUUUUCUUUUUUAAAUUUUGAUAGACCUAAGUUUUAAGAUUUUUACUUGGAUUCCAAAUUUCUCAGUGUUCUGAUAUAUUUGGACCUGAAAUUUGGCAUAAUUCUUGAGUAAGUUACUCUUAACUGCCAUUUAA
This is a messenger RNA of Serinus canaria (Common canary), 1679 nucleotides long. It is a transcript of the gene TBXT, whose product is annotated as T-box transcription factor T. The transcript has 8 exons. Gene Ontology annotation, biological process: somitogenesis; positive regulation of DNA-templated transcription; heart morphogenesis. The record is from RefSeq and is a predicted model, not a curated record. NCBI's taxonomy places the organism in Eukaryota, Metazoa, Chordata, Aves, Passeriformes, Fringillidae. The coding region runs from base 1 to 1308 and encodes 435 amino acids. Gene Ontology annotation, cellular component: nucleus. Gene Ontology annotation, molecular function: DNA-binding transcription factor activity, RNA polymerase II-specific; RNA polymerase II cis-regulatory region sequence-specific DNA binding.